Messenger RNA from Oreochromis aureus, 1266 nucleotides. RefSeq lists its product as uncharacterized. Lineage: Eukaryota; Metazoa; Chordata; Actinopteri; Cichliformes; Cichlidae. The coding region runs from base 1 to 750 and encodes 249 amino acids. The record is from RefSeq and is a predicted model, not a curated record. The transcript is spliced from 5 exons.
AUGGGCAGAUCAACCCAACACAGCUGGAUAAAAAAUACAGUGGCAGAUUCACAGUUGCGGUUACUGAUUGACCAGGUGGAAUCUUCAACUGAGCAGUCACUUCAGGGCCUUACUGAUGAGAUUUUAAACUGUGGAUUCACUGGAGCCAUCUCGGUUCAAAACAAGGAACCGAUUGUCCGAGCCAUUACACUCCAUGCUGUGCUUAGAUUGCAGCCAAUGUUGGAACAACUCAAGGAGGGUUUGCAGCUGUAUGGCCUCCACCUGCUGAUUAAGCAAUACCCAGAAAUCUGCCAGCCUCUCUUCGUCCUUGGGGGAGAUGUGAAAGUUAAUGCCGAGUUUGUCAUGGCGUCCAUUCACCCUCAGCUGAGUGAGAAGGGAACCUCCAAGCAUCAGGUUGAGCUGGACCUUGUUAACUUCAUUCAGGACUUGCUUUAUGAGUCAGAAGAAGGUCAAGAACAUGUAGCUGACGAAGAUGGCCCAAGAUCUAUCACACCUGCCAGGUUUCUGCAAUGGAUCACCGGUCAAGGCCAUGUUCCUCUCCUCCCCUCAGAAAAGAAGGACUUUGCUGUGGUGGUAAAAUUUAAUCACAAUUGUGAAGCUGACUUUGGAAAUCACAGCAUCUGCUAUCCUGUUGUGUCAUCCUGUGCUAAGACCAUUGUCCUGCCUGUGAAACAUAUGAAGUCCUAUAGUCAAUUCAGAAUGGUUCUGCUGGAGGCUUUUCAUCUUGGCCAGGAAUUUAACAAUGUGUAAAGCAUAGCAUUGUCUAUCAAUAGUUUUGAGGUGUAACUCAAAAUGCUGCUCCUUCCAUUUAAUGUUCAGGAAGCACAUUUCAAAGUUGGAGAUUGACAGCCAGAGUUCUUUAAUGAGUGGCAUGAAGCACACAAAAACAUACAGGUUCACUGUUGAAAAAUGUGCCAGAGACAAAAAAAUAGUUUGUAAUGUGAUGUUUGAGUGUUCACAUAAAAAUUUCCUGGCAGGUUCAUUUUACAUGUAUAUCAAAUCAAAUAAAAGUCUGAGCUAUUCAUGAACCUUCUCUGGGUUGAAAAUUCAAAAUAAAAAUGUUGCCGCCUAGGAACGGUGAGUUAGUACAAAGUUAAGUACAUCCAAAUAAAUGUCUCGGCCAUGUGACUGAGAGGGCCUUGUUACAUUGACAGUGUCUCUUAGUCUUGCCAUGUCCUCCUCAGAUAGAGGACAUUCAACAGAUGGAAGAAUUACUCCAGGAUUGCUCCCAUCCAGCUCACCAAUAGAGUUGACAUCCAAGUACGC